ACAAGACUCCGGCCUUAGUCAUACCUCACGGCUGGCAAGAUGAUGAAGUACCUCUGUUUCAUCCUUUGUGUCGCCGGUUUCUGGUUCGUUAAGAAUGCAGACGCCCAUGGCCGUCUGAUGAAGCCUUGUCAGAGAGCAUCGCUGUUUAGAUGUUACGAUGACCGUAACUUUCCGCCAAACUAUGACGACAUGUCAUUGUUUUGUGGGGGAGCACAGACUCAAUGGAAUGUUAAUGGAGGAAAAUGUGGAAUAUGCGGUGAUGCCUACAAUGGAGCGAGGCGCCACGAAGCAGGCGGAAAGUAUGCAACAGGAUUCAUAACAGAGACCUAUCGUCAAGGACAGGAGAUCGACGCGACGGUUAAACUUACUGCAGCACAUGGUGGAAAAUUCUUCUUCAAAAUCUGCAAACAAACUAAUGUCAACAUUGAGGUGACCCAAGAAUGCUUAGACAAAUCACAGUUGAAGGUAGUUCAGAAUGGCGAGCUCAAGGACUACUACACAGUAACAGAAGUUGGAUUCCCGUCGAUUGACAUGAAGUUGAAGCUGCCGGACGAUUUGACAUGUGAACACUGUGUCUUCCAAUGGUGGUACACUACUGGAAACAGUUGGCGCUCCACCACACCAGAAACGUUUGUGAACUGCGCUGACGUCAAAAUUAUUCCUAGGGAUGGAGCCCCGGAACCGGUGACAAAAGUUCCGACUGCGAAACCAAUCACCAACCGACCUCAAACAGUGCGACCAAUCACCAACCGUCCUCAAACCAUGCGACCAAUCACCAGGCGCCCUUCAACGGCAAAUCCCUGGAUGACACCUUCUCCAUCCACAAAACGAACAACCACAACACCAAGAUCUAUCACCAGAGCUCCGCCAAAUCCGGGAGGAAUCGUCACAUCCUGCUCUGUUGGACGUUUGUCUUGUCGGUCUGCUGGUGUGUUUGCUAAUAACAGAGGUUAUGACAUUUGGUGUUACCAGUACUGCAAAGCUAACUCGCCAAACUGUAAUCCUCAAUACUGUAGUUGUACUUGCAAAUCUCAAUGCACUAUCAAAGCUACGUUUCAGUUCAUGGGAACCCAUUUUUGCAAUUAUCUCAGUCAAUCUGCCCCUCACUAUAUCAACCAUUUCUGCAACUGUAUCUAGCAAAAUGUAUCUCUCAAUUCAAUCAUGUAAUGCUCAAUAACUGAAAGUUGCUACAAUAUAUAAGAUUAAAAAUUCAUUUUGUACAUCUUUUACAUGCACUACAACUUACGUGUUCUAUGAAGUUGUGUAUAACGUCUUGGAAGUAAGCUUUAUUCAAUUCACUUGUAAUCGGCAAAUAACAAGAAUAUCCUUUUUUUAAUAUAAAGUCUGAAUAUGAUGCACUGUAUUUCUUUUAUAUAUGUUACUAUGGUAUUCAAACUGGACAUAGACUAUAACUACUGUA
Ostrea edulis (European flat oyster) is the source of this 1420-nucleotide messenger RNA. RefSeq lists its product as uncharacterized. The coding region runs from base 40 to 1137 and encodes 365 amino acids. NCBI's taxonomy places the organism in Eukaryota, Metazoa, Mollusca, Bivalvia, Ostreida, Ostreidae. The record is from RefSeq and is a predicted model, not a curated record. The transcript has 4 exons.